AUGGAGCAGCAGUCGAAUAGGGCCCAUCGGCCCGCCAAGGAGAAGAAGAAGUACGAUGGACCCAACCAGAAGGCCUUUGCCUAUGCCAAUCCCGGGAAACUCAAUAAACAGGCAGCGCGGUCGCACGAUGUCAAGGAAAAAAGGUUGCAUGUGCCUCAGGUGGAUCGCAUGCCCGAGGAGGCCCCUCCAGUAGUGGUUGCGGUCGUUGGUCCUUCGGGGGUCGGCAAGACUACUCUCAUCAAAUCCUUGAUCCGCCGCUACACCAAACAGACCCUGAGCUCGCCCCAAGGGCCAUUGACGGUUGUAACGUCGAAACGGAAGCGUCUUACCUUUCUCGAAUGUCCCUCCGACUCCCUCGCAGCGAUGAUCGACGUGGCCAAAAUCGCAGAUAUCGUGCUUCUUAUGAUCGAUGGCAACUAUGGCUUUGAGAUGGAGACCAUGGAGUUCUUGAACGCCUUGUCGACUAGCGGUAUGCCGGGCAAUGUAUUCGGCAUCCUGACCCAUCUGGAUCUGUUCAAGAAGCAAAGCACCUUGCGAAUGGCCAAGAAGCGCUUGAAGAACCGUUUUUGGAGCGAGCUCUAUCAGGGCGCCAAGCUCUUUUAUCUUUCUGGUGUCAUCAAUGGCCGCUACCCUGACCGUGAGGUCCACAAUCUUUCUCGAUUUCUGUCGAUCAUGAAGAACCCACGCCCGCUUGUAUGGCGCAACUCGCACCCGUACGCUUUGGCUGAUCGCUUUCUCGACAUCACGCCCCCGACACAGGUUGAGGAGAACCCCAAGUGCGAUCGUACCGUGGCGCUCUAUGGCUAUCUGCGGGGUACGAAUUUCCCAGCCCAGGGCGCUCGGGUACAUGUCCCGGGUGUGGGCGACCUGACGGUUUCCGGUAUCGAGGGUCUUCCCGACCCUUGCCCGACUCCCUACAUGGAUCAGCAGAUCGCGAAGGCCAGCGGGAAAGGCGCAAGGCGAAAACUGGGCGAGAAGCAAAAGCUUCUCUUUGCUCCCAUGUCUGAUGUUGGCGGUGUGUUGGUAGACAAGGACGCUGUGUAUAUUGACGUCAAGACCUCUACAUUCGACCGAGACGAGGAUGAUGAGGAUGACGAGGAUAACCGUGGACUUGGCGAGCAACUCGUGGUUAGCCUUCAGGGCGAACGGCGAUUGCUCGGUGAAGCUGACCAGGGCAUGCGGCUGUUCAGUGGUGGCGAGGCCAUUGCCCAACCCGAUGAGAAUGAAGAAACUGGCCGAAAGCACAGACGGCACGCGCGAGUAGCCGACACCGAACGCGAUGGCCAGGAUCUCGACAAUGAUGACGAAGGCUUUGAAAGUGGCGAAGACGACGAGGAAAUCGCCAGCGAUGAGGACGAGGAAGAUGACGCAAGCGACGGUGAAGAAGCUGAUUUGUCGGCUCCGGCGGACUUUGAAACUAGUUUCAAGGAAAGGCAGAACGGCGAUUCUCGUCGAGAAGAGGGAGUUGUCGCGUUUGCAGACAGCGACUCUGACCUUGGCUCUAUCUCGUCCGCUGAAGGCCAGGAGCUGGACAGAGACGGCGAAGACGACGACGAGGAGGAAGAUGCGGAGGGGAAUGUUCGAUGGAAGGAUAACAUGCUGGCCAACGCCAAGGCUCUUCAUGGAAAGCGCCCACCCUUCCGAGUCAAUGAUUUGUCGCGUAUGAUGUACGACGAGUCUAUCAGCCCCGUGGACGUCGUACAAACGUGGCGCGGUGCUGAUCAGGAUGAGGAUGAAGAGGACGAAGAAGACGAGGCAGAAGAUGAAGGCGACGAGUUUUUCAAAAAGACCAAUAACGAGAAAGAAGACGAAGCCGACUUCCGUGCUGUUCCGGACUACGACUACGAAGAGCUCGAGCGCAAAUGGCGGGACGAGGAAUUGCUUGAGUCUUUGAAGCGCCGCUUCAUUACUGGCAAGUUGUCUGGUGAUGGCUCGGACGAUGAUGAAGAUGACGAUUUGGACGAUGCCUUCGACGACGAUGACGACGAGGGCGAUGGUGAAUUCGAGGAUCUGGAGACGGGCGAAGUCUUCAACGGCAUCGACGACGACGAAAACGAAGACGACGAGGACGAGGAAGACGAAGAGCAGCCCACAGAACCCCUCGAUCUGGAAGCCGAGCGUGAGCGAAACGCCAAAAAGAAAGAGGAGCUACGGCUUCGGUUUGAGGAAGAAGACCGCGAGGGUUUCGCCAACGCCAAGGACGGAAAGCGUGACGGAGGAGACGAGCAAUUCGGGGAGGACGAUUGGUACGAUCUGCAAAAGGCCAAGAUGCAAAAGCAGCUGGACAUCAAUCGUGCCGAAUUCGACGAGCUCGACUCAGCUUCGCGCGCCCGCGCUGAAGGCUACAAGGCGGGUACAUAUGCACGAAUCGUGCUGGAAAACGUGCCAUAUGAAUUCGCCUCCAAGUUCAACCCUCGCUUCCCCGUCAUCGUCGGAGGUCUGGCCCCAACCGAAGAUCGGUUUGGUUAUGUGCAGAUUCGGAUCAAGCGACACCGCUGGCACAAGAAGAUCCUCAAGAGCAAUGAUCCAUUGAUCUUCUCGCUAGGCUGGCGUCGAUUCCAGUCUCUGCCCAUCUACAGCACGUCGGACAGUCGGACGCGAAACCGCAUGCUCAAAUACACACCUGAACACAUGCACUGCUUCGGCACGUUCUACGGGCCACUGGUGGCUCCCAACACCGGUUUCUGCUGCGUUCAGUCGUUCUCGAACCAGAAUCCAGGCUUCCGUAUUGCUGCCACCGGUGUAGUUCUGAGCGUGGAUGAGCACACGGAAAUUGUCAAGAAGCUCAAGCUUACUGGCCACCCCUACAAGAUCUUCAAGAACACUGCCUUCAUCAAGGACAUGUUUAAUUCGGCGCUAGAAAUCGCCAAGUUCGAAGGCGCGUCGAUUCGGACAGUCUCGGGUGUCCGCGGUCAGAUCAAGCGAGCUCUGAGCAAGCCGGACGGCUACUUCCGAGCCACAUUUGAAGACAAGAUCCUGAUGAGUGACAUUGUCUUCCUGCGUGCAUGGUACCCCAUCAAGCCCCACCGCUUCUACAACGCCGUGACAAAUCUGCUCGACCAAGAGGAAGGGGGCAAGGGAGACAGUGGAUGGAAGGGAAUGCGGUUGACAGGCGAAGUGCGCCGCGACCAGGGCAUCCCGACGCCGCAGAACAAGGACUCGGCCUACCGCAAGAUCGAGCGACCCACGCGCAACUUCAACCCCCUACGCGUGCCGCGCCAGCUGGCAGCCGACCUGCCGUUCAAGUCUCAGAUCACCAAGAUGAAGUCGCGCAAGGAUCAGACCUACAUGCAGAAGCGGGCUGUUGUCCUGGGCGGCGAGGAGAGGAAGGCUCGCGACCUCAUGCAGAAGCUCACUACGAUGCGCAACGACAAGCAAGCCAAGCGAUCCGCCAAGCAGGAGGAGCGCCGCCAGGUCUACCGCGCCAAGGUGGCCGACAGCCUGGAAAAGAAGGCCGAGCGCGAGAAGAGGGAGCGCAACGACUACUGGCGCCACGAGGGCAAGAAGCGAAAGAAUACCGACGGAGAGUCUGGCGGUGGAAAGAAACGCAAGUGA
Molecule: messenger RNA, 3555 nt
Organism: Penicillium alfredii
Lineage: Eukaryota; Fungi; Ascomycota; Eurotiomycetes; Eurotiales; Aspergillaceae
Product: GTPase BMS1
Exons: 4
Coding region: 1-3555 (1184 amino acids)
Biological process (GO): maturation of SSU-rRNA from tricistronic rRNA transcript (SSU-rRNA, 5.8S rRNA, LSU-rRNA); endonucleolytic cleavage of tricistronic rRNA transcript (SSU-rRNA, 5.8S rRNA, LSU-rRNA); ribosome biogenesis
Cellular component (GO): nucleus; 90S preribosome
Molecular function (GO): U3 snoRNA binding; GTPase activity; GTP binding
Source: RefSeq, a predicted model, not a curated record